Molecule: messenger RNA, 275 nt
Organism: Racocetra persica
Lineage: Eukaryota; Fungi; Glomeromycota; Glomeromycetes; Diversisporales; Gigasporaceae
Source: the annotation of a GenBank genome assembly
GACUUCAAAUAAGUUUCGCAAAAUAACACCUGUAGCAUAUGAGAAAGCACGAAAAAAAAAAACUUUAGAGUAUUAUGGUGACCCAAAAAUUGGACAAGAAGUUUGUUUUAGCCACUAUUUGGACAUUGUAGAACCUGACCGCCAUUCAAAAAAAACCCCACUUAAUAAAAUAAAACAAAAAAAUAUUGAAAAAGAAGAACAAGAGAAAAAAUUGGAGGAUCCAAGUCAAGAAGAAGACAAUGAUGACAAUAUAACAAAAGUAAAGACAGAAAAAG